AUAAACCUACCGCUGUUAAGAUAUCUAGUGCACCUCUACCAUCGGCCAUGACCAUUCCUUCAGUGCCUACAACCACCCAUUCUAAAGGUAAACACCAAAAUCUCCUUUUGUGCUCAUGAUUUUUUUGUCCAAUGAAGGAUGUUAAUCUUAUUCUCUACCAGAGAUGGAUUCCUCCAUUCUCGACUUCAUGUACACCAUGGUGGCCGACACGAAAGUUGCUCAAGCCUCCGAACAGGUAGAGAAGGGAAAAUGUAUGCCAGCCAAGAAAAGGCGUCUGAACGAAGCCAGCAGCAAAGAGGUCGAGGGUCUGCAUCCUACAGCGGUAUUGAACACCUCUCAUGCUGCCCAUGGGCCAUGGCUGCUCGUCGCCUGCCGGAAUGUGUUCGGCACCGCCACUGCACUUCUCCAACAACAGCAUCGACUGGAAGGCCGCACAGGAGCUGCUGCAGGGUCUCACGGCGUCCCAAGAGCGCUUGUUCGCAGCCAAGGAGCCUUCAGAUGUCGUUGCAUCUGGCUUUCUGGCCACGCUCGAGGCCUUGAAUUACGUAACGUUCUCUUUGGGGUAUGCUGUGGAUGUGGACAAGAAACUGGAGUCGGCGGAGCUUGACAACGCAGCAUUGCGGGAACAGCUAGAGAAGACAAAGGCCGAGCUCGUGGAGUCGAAGCGUGAGGCAGAAGCGGACCGGGAGAAGGCAAAGGCCGAGCUCGUGGUGUGGAAACGGGCAGCAGAAGAAGACCGGGAGAAGGCAAAGGCCGAGCUCGCCACGGUCAAACGGUCGGCCGAGGAGGAGCUGCAGAAGGUGAAGGCACAGCUGGAGAGCAGCAAGGCGGCGGAGCAGCGCAUGCUACAGCGUCUAGAGCAGCGCGCACUGGAGGGUGCACCGCACGGAGGACGACAUGGUGCGUGUGGCGCCACAGAGACCAAGCCGCCCCAGGUCGUGCUGAUUGAUGAUUAG
Messenger RNA from Triticum dicoccoides, 956 nucleotides. Its product is annotated as ribonuclease Y-like. The coding region runs from base 339 to 956 and encodes 205 amino acids. The transcript is spliced from 2 exons. The record is from RefSeq and is a predicted model, not a curated record. Lineage: Eukaryota; Viridiplantae; Streptophyta; Magnoliopsida; Poales; Poaceae.